AUGGCCGUCGUCGCAACGAUCAAGUGCGUCGUCGUUGGUGACGGUGCUGUGGGCAAGACGUGCCUUCUCAUCAGCUAUACGACCAAUAAGUUUCCCUCGGAAUACGUGCCGACAGUCUUCGACAACUAUGCCGUCACGGUGAUGAUUGGCGACGAGCCCUACACCCUCGGCCUCUUCGAUACGGCGGGCCAAGAAGAUUACGACCGGCUGCGGCCCCUCUCGUACCCCCAGACCGACGUCUUCCUCGUAUGCUUCAGUGUCACCUCCCCCGCCUCCUUUGAGAACGUCCGCGAGAAAUGGUUUCCCGAGGUUCACCACCAUUGCCCCGGCGUCCCCUGCCUCAUUGUUGGCACCCAAGUAGAUUUGCGGGAUGACCCGAGCGUCAGGGAAAAGCUGGCCAGGCAGAAGAUGUCCCCCGUCAGGAAAGAGGACGGCGAACGCAUGGCCAAGGAGCUUGGCGCCGUCAAGUACGUCGAGUGCAGUGCGCUGACCCAGUUUAAGCUCAAGGAUGUCUUUGACGAGGCCAUUGUCGCUGCACUUGAGCCGCCCAUGCCCAAGAAGAAGCCGCACAAGUGUCUAGUCCUAUAA
Molecule: messenger RNA, 588 nt
Organism: Hirsutella rhossiliensis
Lineage: Eukaryota; Fungi; Ascomycota; Sordariomycetes; Hypocreales; Ophiocordycipitaceae
Product: ras family domain-containing protein
Exons: 4
Coding region: 1-588 (195 amino acids)
Biological process (GO): small GTPase-mediated signal transduction
Molecular function (GO): GTPase activity; GTP binding
Source: RefSeq, a predicted model, not a curated record